Molecule: messenger RNA, 1342 nt
Organism: Magallana angulata
Lineage: Eukaryota; Metazoa; Mollusca; Bivalvia; Ostreida; Ostreidae
Product: calmodulin-beta-like
Exons: 5
Coding region: 141-671 (176 amino acids)
Cellular component (GO): cytoplasm
Molecular function (GO): calcium ion binding
Source: RefSeq, a predicted model, not a curated record
UGAAAACUCGGGAGUUAAAAUAGGCAUUACCAAAUUUUUUACAUCCGGGCUAAGUGGAAAACGAUCGGUAUCAGAUCUGCUUGGCGCAGCAGCACAUCCCGACAGAAUUACCAAAACAUCCCGAUAGAAUAACCAGAACUAUGGCAGACGAGGAGGACGUGGUCAACCCGUACCCAGGGGAAUGUUUGCAGGAGGGUGAUGGUUUUAGCUAUCCCAAAUUUAAAGAGAAAUCGGAACAAAUAGCUAAAGAAUGUUUUGACUUCAUUGACCAUGACAAAAAUGGCGUCAUUGACAAAGCGGAGCUUAUCACAGUGAUGCGAGGAAUAGGACUCAAUCCAUCGGAGAAGGACGCAGAGGAGUUGAUAGCAUCUACGGCGGAAACUGGGAAGGACACUAUUUCAUGGGCAGUAUUUGACGACAUGAUGAAUGGCCCCUGUAAAUCAGAAAAACUCAACAAGAUGAAUAUGUUGGCAAUGUUUCUUAUCUUUGACAAUAACAAAGAUGGUUUCGUGGACGCCACUGAUUUCCAGAAAACAAUGAUCAUUUUGGAACAGCCCUUUGGUGAAUUUGAGACUAAGCUUUUCAUAGAAGAAAUGGACAAGAAGCCCCAGGGAAAAUUAAAUUACAAAGAUUUUGUGACCUUGAUGUACGGCGAAAGUUAUGCAGAGUAAAGAUUCUGUGGCUGUCGAUGACAACAGACCCAACUUCAUGGGUAGAUAGACCUGGUAGCUUGAUGAAUAUCCCAUUAUGUAAUGUGUGAGACGAGUUAGUGACUGUUUUCUUGGUGCGUUUGAUGCUUUUAAGAGGACUGAAUGGUCGUGGCCGUUUUUAAGACUGUAUUUACCUCCUCGAGAUGAAGAGCUCUAUAUAAAAAUAUAGUAAAAUACUCUUUCAAAGAUAAAAUAUUUGGAUUUUUCUUUAUUAAAUAAUUAGUUGACCACGCACUCAGCCUCCUUAAGAAUUCUACAUGCAACCUGGUUUAUCAGCCAUUGGGUACUGUUUGUACCCAACCAUUUGUGUGGCUUGGGGUGUUAGUGUCUGUCCAUCUUUUUCUCUACCUUUCACACUUAAUAAAACCAUGAAAAGGAUACACAUGGAUGAGAGAACCAUUAGUCUACAUUUUUCAUUUCAAUUUCAUUUUCAAGAAACUAUUUGACAUUAUUUUAUCAAACUUCAUAUGCUUGGUGAAACCGGUGAGAGCAAUUCAAUUGUGUAAUAUGUGUAUUCUUUUUUUCUUUGAACAACAAUUUUACUUUACGAUAUAUAUUAUCUCAGACUUACAAAAUGAAAUGUAAAGGUUUUUUUUUCAUAUUUAAUUGCAAUAAAUUGUACCACUGACCAG